AUGUGGGCCAAUUCACCAUCCACAUAUCCUCAGCAAUAUGCCCAGAAUCAUCGGCAGUCGAUGAUGAGCGACACCCAGUCGGUCUCAUCCCACCACUCUGUCAACACUGGUACCAUGAACAACUCACAAUAUAACCCUCACUACCAUCACGUCCUUUCACCAGCUCCACAUCUACAGCCGCAGCAACAAAUCGUCAGUCAUCUUCCGUCUCUCACUAGCAUCCUCCUCAACAAUUCUCCAGGCCAGUUCCAAGCCGCGACGCAACAUCCGUUCCUUAGACUAGCUGGACUGGGCCAACUUCCCAAACACGUUCUGUCACGAUGGCUGUCCCAAGACCGACUCUAUGCCCAAGCAUAUAUCGGCUUCAUCGGCAGUCUUCUCUCACGAGUUGACCUUCCUUACGUCUUCAUUGCCGAUAAACCAUCCAGUCUUCGCUGGCGCAUUGUCAAUAUGUUGACCAAUUGCUUGAACAACAUCCACCGCGAGAUCGACUUCUUCACCACCACAGCGCAGAAGUAUGGUCUUGACCUUCAGUCUCCCGCACGGCCAGGCGACUCGCAGUUCACGGCCGAUACCGCCACAAAGCAAUACAUCGACCUGUUCCGCGCCUUCUUGACCGACCCGAGUAUGUCGCUGCUCGAGGGUCUCGUGGUCCUGUGGGCCACGGAAACUGUCUACCUGAGGGCGUGGAGUUAUGCCGCAUCGUACAUCCGCGCUCCAUACACCGCCGAGACGUCUUCUCCACCACUUCGGCCGCCACUGCCUUCGUCGCGCCCCAGCUCCCACUAUUCAUUCACCAACACCACCACCACCACCAACAACAACAGCAAUAACAGCAACAGCAACACCCCAAAUCCCAGUUACCCGCCCGCCCCGACCUCCAACUACGCGGCCUCACAAGCCGACUCCGAAGGACCCAUCCCGAUUCUGACCGCCGAAGACCUGCCGACAUCUCACCCGCACCGAAACAACACAAAUACGUCCCGCUCCUCCUACCACACGAACCCGCCGCAGAGCCCCGGUCCAGCAUCAAGCCCCAACCCCACCUCCAACUCCUCGUCCUCCAACGACCUCGACGGCGGCGCCCUCCGCCACGAAUUCAUUCCGAAUUGGACGAGCCCCGAGUUUGAGGCCUUCGUGCGCGAGAUCGCCGAGGUCACGGAUGAGCUGGCUGCUCGUGAAGACGCCGUCGUCCGCAGGCUCGACGUCUACAAGGCUGUGUGGCGCCAUAUUCUCGACGUUGAGACGAGGUUUUGGCCGGGCAUUGAGCCUCAGUGA
Molecule: messenger RNA, 1278 nt
Organism: Exophiala aquamarina CBS 119918
Lineage: Eukaryota; Fungi; Ascomycota; Eurotiomycetes; Chaetothyriales; Herpotrichiellaceae
Exons: 1
Coding region: 1-1278 (425 amino acids)
Source: RefSeq, a predicted model, not a curated record